This is a messenger RNA of Rotaria sordida, 6063 nucleotides long. The record is from the annotation of a GenBank genome assembly. Lineage: Eukaryota; Metazoa; Rotifera; Eurotatoria; Philodinida; Philodinidae.
AUGCGAGCACUAUUUUUGCUCUAUUAUUUAAUUGUUCAAGUAACGAUUAUAUGUGGUAUUAAUCAAUAUUUGGGUUGUUUUAUCGAUCAUAUUGACAAUCAUGAUCUUGAAGUAUUUAUUGGUAAUUAUAAACACUUAACUUCUAAACAAUGUAUUGUUGCUUGUCAAAAACAAAAUUAUCAGUAUGCAGCAAUACAAUAUGGUAGUGAGUGUCGUUGUGGACAACAAUAUGGAAAAUAUGGUCAAGUAUCAGACGAUCAAUGCCAUUAUUUAUGUAUAACAUCUGAAAAAUGUGGCGGUGAUAAUCGAAAUAGUGUUUAUAAUGUUAUUAACUCGAUUGAUUUAUCUACAACAGAUUCGACAUGUUUGAAUACUAUAGUUGGUUAUCAAGGUUGUUUUGAUGAUAUAACCUUAGAUAUAAUGAUGGGUGUUGUGAACUCGAUUGAAGAAUGUAUUUCACAGUGUGCUACGAGCUAUAAUUAUGCAGGCAUAAUCAAUGGUAAUUUAUGUCGUUGUGGAAAUUAUUUAAAUCAACUAGCUGUGAAUUCUAUUCUAUGUAAUAUUUCAUGUAAUAGAAAUUUAAAUGAUAUGACAAUUGAUUGUUGUGGUGGUUUGCAUGCACUCAGUAUUUAUAAUGUUAAAAAUUAUCAAUAUUCUUUAGCUGAAGAUUUAUCUGAAGCACAUAUCCGAGGUGUAGAACCGAGAUUAGACACUAUAAUGACAUCAUCAGAUACCAGUGUUACAAAUCCAUCAACAAUAUCAUCUCUAAGUGAUACUAAUACUUUAUCAACGAAUAGCAAUAAUAAUAGUCCAUCGAAUAAUGAAAUAACAAGUACUUCAGGUUCUCUACCUAUUGCAGCUGAUAUGAGCUCAAUGACAAGUUCAUUAUCAACUUUGACGUACUCUAACAUGACUUCAUCAGUAACAUCUUUAGAUACAACUGUAACGACAUUGGUUUCGUCUACUACUGGUAUUGGUGAAUCAUCUAUUUCCACUCAAUCCUCAUCAUUAACGUCAAUAAUGCCAUCUACGACAUCGUUAUCAUCAUCAAACACUUCUGAUAGCAUCAGCGCGACUCCAAUACUGACUGAGUCUUCAAUGUUCACAGUUCUUAGCACGACCUCAACGAGUAUUAUCCAAACUGAUUCACAAUUUCUUUCCACCGUAGAUACUUCAACAAAUACUCAGCAGUCUACCAUAAAUUUGAUGACGAGCACAAUGGUUUCAUCCGAAUACAUUUCAAUGCCAGCAAGUCCACUCGACACUAGUACGUCUAUGUCACAUUCUACAGACUCAGUAUCGACGAUUACUAGUGUAACGGCUAUUACUGUUUCGACAACUCAAUCAUCAUCACUCACAGAUACAUCCCUAACUACCAUUAUCAAUGUAUCAUCUUCAUCUUCACACGUGAACACUGGUGAAACAAUUAAUAGUGAAACAGUACAUUCUACUACAGUAAUGUCAACUCAAUCAUUGAUGAAUACAGAUACAUCGGAAACAAUAAUUACCAGUCUAUCCUCUUCGUUUGCAAAUACGACCACGUAUCAGACUACCAGCGACACUGAAGCAUACACUAAUAAUGCUACAUCAACUUCACCUAUUACAUUCACAGCUCCAUCGUCUUCAAAUACACAUAUUUCGCAAGAAACAAACAUCCAUAUAUCUUCCUCGACGAACAUGGAUAUAUCACAGACAGCUAGUAGUACAGCUACAAAUACUGAGAUACUAUCUACUUCAGCCGUUACAUUUACAAACCAACCAUCUACAUCGCUACACAUAAGUACAAGUGACAGUAUUGAAAGCACAACAAUCAAUACCGCUUCUGUAACACAACCUUCCUAUGCAACAUUCACAAGUGAAUCAUUUUCUCACACUGAUGCAUCACAACAAAUAAGUACUGACACAUCAUCAUCACUACCUACAGCCACUUCGAUACCUGUUACACUUUUAACGAUUACAAGUUCAUCGUUACCAAGUACCGAGGUAUCACAAGUAACAAGUAACGGCAUUUCGUCGUCAGCACACUUAGACACAAGUGAAACAUUUAGUAGCACGUCCCUGAAUUCUAUCGUUACGACAUUUUUUUUUCUUUCAACAGCAAUUGAUUCAUCAGUAUCACCAACAUCAGUUACCCAUACAUCAUCCUCAUCGUUGCAUACGGAUACAAGCCGAGCAAUUGACAAUACUGCAGAAAACACAGCUACUACGACACAAAUUUCAUCUAUUUCAUUCUCAAGUCAGCCAUCGUUGCAUACAAGUAUCUCACAAGAAACCAGCUCUGACACGUCCUCCUUACAGCAUACGGAUAUAAGUCAAUCAACUGCCAGCAUAACAAUCCAUACUGCUACUCUUCCAUCUAUUUCACCUUUCAUAUCAUCAAGUCAGUUAUCCUCACUAACAGGAAUCUCACAAGAAACUGUUUCUAGUACAUAUUUUUCACCACAAACGGAAACAAGUCAAUCAGCUGGUAGCACAAUAAUAAAUACUGUUACUCUUGAAUCAAUCUCACCCAUUACGUUGUCCAGUCAAUCAUCACUACAUACAAGUGUCUCACAAGAAGCCAGUUCUGGCAUAUCUUUCUCGACACAAACGGAAACAAGUCAAUCAGCUGGUAGCACAACAAUAAAUACUGCUACUCUUGAAUCAAUCUCACCCAUUACGUUGUCCAGCCAAUCAUCACUACAUACAAGUGUCUCACAAGAAGCCAGUUCUGGCAUAUCUUUCUCGACACAAACGGAAACAAGUCAAUCAAGUGGCAGUACAACAAUAAAUACUGCUACUCUUGAAUCAAUCUCACCCAUUACGUUGUCCAGCCAACCAUCAUCACAAACAGGUAUCUCACAAGAAACAAGCUCUGGCACAUCUUUCUCGACAGGAACGGAAACAAGUCAAUCAAGUGGCAGUACAACAAUUAAUACUGCUACUCUUGAAUCAAUCUCACCCAUUACGUUGUCCAGCCAACCAUCAUCACAAACAGGUAUCUCACAAGAAACAAGCUCUGGCACAUCUUUCUCGGCAGAAACGGAAACAAGUCAAUCAAGUGGCAGUACAACAAUUAAUACCGAAACUAUUGCAUCAAUCUCACAUAUUACGUUGCCCAGCCAAUCAUCGUCAUAUACAGGUAUCUCACAAGAAACUGCCAGUAGUAUAUUUUCUUCGUCGAGCACGGAUACAAGUCAAGCAAUUAGUAGUAGCUCAACAGCAAGUACAGUGACUGUGGCAUCACAUUCUUUCACUAUGAUCAGUGCUGAAACGUCUUCAUACACAGAUGCUACUAUUACUCUGAGUUCAAACAGUGCCGCUUCAAUUAGUAGUUCAGCGUCGUCAAAUAUAAUUGGCAGCAGUCAUUCAUUCAACACUGAGACUGUAGGUAGCUUCACAUCAACCUUAAUGACGAUAACUAAUACUAUGGAACAAUCAAUACCUUCAUCUCAAGCAAUAUCAACUACUUCCGUAUUUUCGACUUCGAUUCCAUCGACUUCUUCUGUUAGCGAAGCAACCAGCUUGUCAUCAGGCUCCUCUACAUUUAUGAGUAUUGGAUCUCAGAGCAGUUCGAAUAUAUUAUCAACACAGUAUCAAUCGACAUAUCCUAGCCAAUCUGCAACGUCUGUUAGCGAAGGAAUUAGUGCAACAGUAACAUCUAUUAUACAAACCCAAGGUUCAUCAACAAUUACAGGUUCUUCAGUAACAGAUACAACACAGAGUGAAUUAUCAAGCAGCAUAUCAGUUUUGAGUAGUUCUUCAAAUGUUGAAACACAAGCAACAGUUACAAGUCUCCCAUCAUCUUCGUAUACAGAAAUAAGUGUACAAACAGCAACUUCAACUCAAUCAGCUAUCACUACAGCAACCCUUUUUACACAAUCGACAGCCAUUGAAACAAGUACCGCUACAUUAACAAGCUUCUCCAGUACUACCUUAACUUCAAGUGCUAUUGGAAAUGUAACAGUUGUCAGUAGUACACCAACGUCUACCGUUGCAGUUACCACUGAAGUGACUCUGACGUCUAGUGCAAGUAGUUCAAAUGUAGUCACAGCAACAACAAUAUCUCAAACGAUUACUUCUACAUUAACCACUGUUAAUACAACAAAUACAACAAUUACAACUGCUUUUACUUCACAAACAUCAAGUAGUACGAAUGUCACCACAUCUACAAAUACUUCAACUACAACCACACCUCUACCAACAUAUUUGAUAUUUACAGAUUUCCGAGUACCUAGCACAAAACCUUUCGAUCGAAAUAAUAAAACUCACGAAGAAGAACUUCGACAAGGAUUAUUUGCCGUUAUAAAUUUGGGCUUUAUAUGUUUGAAUAAUCCAUCCAAUUUAGAAUGUUUACAAUCAUCACGACGUAAACGUCAGACAGUUCAGAAUUAUCUUAUUCAAAUAAUUUCUAUAGUUUUGCUUUCUGAUCCUAACACUUUUCCGAUAACAUAUAGGGUAUAUUAUACGGUGACUAGUUCAACAAAUAAUGCAGUAUCAGCUACUGCUGUUAAAAUAGCCACUGACAAACUAACAGAAAAUCAAAGAAGCAGUUUAUUGGGUUUUCCAAUUGUCGGUGAUUUUAUACAAAGUCCAAGUAUUUUGCCUGAAGUGUCAACUCCAACAACUGAUAAUAAAUUAUGGAUAAUCGGUGCUGUUCUUGGACCUAUAGCGUUUGUUUUAUUACUUAUUGGUUUAUCUUAUUUUAUUUAUUCUAAAUGUCAGAAACGAGGAAAUAAUCAAAGCACUGCUGAAGCUUUUUACAAUGUUCCACAAACAUCAUCUCGAGCAUUAAAUUAUGCAACAACUUCCAAUGAAUUUACACGAGGACAAGCAACACCUCUUAAUAAUCCUCGUGUAUUAACUCAAAAUGAUGUUUUAGCUGGUAAUACGAUAUCAUCAAGACGAUCACCACCGAUUGAAUUACAAAGAACUUCAAAUAAUAUUUCACAAUAUCCUGUGUCAGUUGAUAUACCAAUGCAAGAAAUGCGUCAUCAUAGUGAUGCUGAACAUUGGAGAAAUAAACUUCGUUUACAAGAAAAAUUUGAACAACGUUAUGCUGAUCCAUUAAAUGAUCUUGACCAAGUUUAUAACUUAUCUGUACCAAGAACAACAUCAUCAGCAACAAAUCGUUCUCGUACGUAUCAAUAUAAUAAUCCAGUUUUUCAAUCUCAUCUUCCAAAUGCUUCUAUUCCACCAAAUAAUGAUAUGAAUAUGUAUGAACAAACUCCAUCAACACAAGCAAUACGUCGUACACCGCAACCAUCUGAUACUGAAGCAGGACGAACAAGAUUACAUCGUUUAUUAGAUGAAGUACUUGAUCAAGCUGAACCAAAUCAACCAUAUACUACAGAUUCAAUAAAUGAACAACAAAGACAACGUCGACAACGACGUCGUAGUCAUUCAACAUCUUAUGAUCCAAGAAACUCACGUAUUAUCAACGAUAAUGAACAAAUUUAUCAUACACCUAUUAUACCACAAGUAUCUGAACGUCCUGAUCCUAAUCUUAUACGUCUUUAUUAUGAUCCAUAUGAAGCUGGUGAUCGUACACAUGGUAUUGAACAUUCUAUGCCUGCUGUAUUUAAACCUAAAUAUCCAUCAGAUGAUAAUGAUAUUAGAAAACAUUAUUCUGUAUCACCUUUUCAUCCAAAACCACCGUCAUUAUAUGAUGAUUCAACAUUAAUGGAUCGAGAAAGAACAACAACGAUGGAGCCUUAUGAUACUCCAAGACGUGAAGCUCGUAUACGUAUUGAAACUGAUCGCGAAUUUAUGAUGCGUCCUAAUCGUGAUCAUAUUGGACAACGUCAACAUAGAUUUGACAAUGAUGCUGUUUAUAUUGAUACAAUACCUAAAAAUCGAAAUGGUAUACGAGUACAAAUACACAGUGAAUGGACACCAAGAGACAAUAAUAAUGAUGAAUUCUUUCAUUUAAAUCAAUCAGAUUUAAAUAAACGUAAUGAUUAUCAUGAUGAAUAUAUGUUGGCUAAACAAGGUGUUGUAAAUACGAAAAAUUUAGUAUCUGCUAUACAUGAUGAUUUACAACAAAUUGUUUCUGAUCCAUCAUCUGAUAGUCAUUAUAUGUGA